AUGGGCAACUCGGGACGAAUUUUCGAUGUGGACUACUUGGCCAUUCCCAUCUUCAAAAGUUCACACUACUCGCUGAUGAUCGUGCCAUCCCCAAAGAGACUGCUGGGAGCCACGUCGGCGGCGGACACGACGCCUUUGGAGCUGAUUCUACUCGACAGUUAUGGCACGCACCGGGAUGACCAGUCUGUGUUUGAUGGCGUCAAACUGUUUCUGGAACUGACCGCCAAAGACCUGCACCCUGAGUGUGACGUGAACACUCUUGUGACCGCGCUGAGGGACGCCACGCCCGUACCCAUGAAGAAGCAUAAGGUGCAGCAGCAGGACAACCAGCACGACUGUGGGAUUUUUGUAUGCCACUUCCUGAAAGUCCUUGUGGAUACUGAUUUCAAGACACUGCGCUCGUAUCUGUACUUGGAGGGCGUCAGUUCGCUGGAGAUGCGGCAGGCCAUGCGGGGAGACCUAUGCAUGCAUGCGUCUGACGAGCUUGUACCGGCGCUUGUGCAACUGGGGGUGGUCGUCCCGAAGCAACCCGCGCCCAGAGUUGCUAAGCACGGUGCCGUCCUAGAUUCAGGAGGGGAGGACGGCAACACAAAGCUGACACGGAUGCAGGUGGAGCACUACGGCAUGAAGAGGGACAUUGUGAUAUGGAAAGCAGCCAUCACUGCCGUCGGAGCUGCUAUGGGCUACAGCGUUACAGACAGCCCCGUUUCCAAGGGCGAUACGGAUGUCAGUGUUGCCCAGGGCGGUGCGGGCAUAGCCAAAGUCGAGCUAGGGGUGGUUCAUCCGAGUCCAUGCGCGCUGCCAGUGCCGGCCACGCAUAGCUGGUCGCUGAAAGGCACUCCGGGAAGUGUGCCCACCGCGCACCAUGCAAAGCAUUCGGUCGUUCAUGCUGGUGGGUCAAAGCCAGUGGUGUUGGCUAUUCCGGCAAAGAAGAAACGCGACGCCACGGCUCCGUCAGGGAGCGAUGCUGAGGGCGACGUGCCCGCUUGCAAGGGGAAGGGUAAGGGACAGGGACGGAGUUCAAAGUACAAGGGUGUGCGUAAGGAGAAGCGUGGUAAGUGGAGCGCAAAGAUCUUAUUCCGGGAGAAGAAUAAGGCGAAGCGCGCGCAGAUGAGGCUGGGUGCGUACAACAAGGAGCUGGAGGCUGCCACGGCGUACGCAGCCGCGGUGCACGUUGUCAAGGAAGGUAAACGUGUUUCGGGAACAGUGGAUCUGUCGGAUGAGGAAAAGGGGCUGCUGAAGGGGUGCACACUGUCAGAGGUCAAGCGGCUGGUUAAGGGCCGACAGUGGUUCCGAUGGACGGAGUGGGAGGAGGCAUUAGCGGACUGUCCGGAGGAGGAAACAGGAGGGGAGGGGGAAGAGCAUUCUCAGUCGCAGGAUGAUGAGGAGGAGGAUGUUGCUGGAUGUGCCUCAUAG
Molecule: messenger RNA, 1416 nt
Organism: Closterium sp. Naga37s-1
Lineage: Eukaryota; Viridiplantae; Streptophyta; Zygnematophyceae; Desmidiales; Closteriaceae
Source: the annotation of a GenBank genome assembly